Molecule: messenger RNA, 9535 nt
Organism: Tachysurus fulvidraco (yellow catfish)
Lineage: Eukaryota; Metazoa; Chordata; Actinopteri; Siluriformes; Bagridae
Product: protein argonaute-3
Exons: 19
Coding region: 637-3240 (867 amino acids)
Biological process (GO): regulatory ncRNA-mediated gene silencing; regulation of stem cell proliferation
Molecular function (GO): RNA binding; protein binding
Source: RefSeq, a predicted model, not a curated record
CGGCGAGCGAGUGGAUCUCGGCCGGGUUGGAAGAAGAAAAAAAAGCGACAAAAACGGCAUCCGGAUAUGACAAUUUGACAGCGCUUAAGGACGGCAUAAACUAUCGGAAAAAUACGAACCUGAGGAGAUUUUUUUAUCAGCUGCUUUGAUUUGUUCAGAAGAAUCGCUUUUUUUGAAUGGGAAUUUCAGCUAAGCUAAGCUAAGCUGGCUGGCUAGCUAGCUAAGUUAGCAUAGCACCCAGCUAGCUAAACUUUUAGCUACUUCACGAGCGCAGACAAACGAAACAAACCCGAAAUACAUAACGAUGUUUCGAUGUGUUCGUUCUUUUAGAUACUUGGUUUAAAAUUUCUGGAUGUUGAAGACCGCAAUCUAACAAGCUACCGUGUAGAGUUUAGCUAAGCUCCGUCGUUCUGUCAGGGCAGGCGGCGAAGAGUGACUAGUGAGUCCGUGGUUGAGCCCCUAAAGACCGGGGCGGCCCCACCGGGGAGUAACCGCCGUUUCGUACGAGAAUAUAUACUGGAAAAAAAAUAUCUGGAGUAUAACUGGGAUUCUCCUUGGAUUUUUUUUCUCACGGAAAGCCGGAGUUUUCUUCUUCUUCUGUGAGCCGGGGAAGGAACCGGACAGAGAGCCUCAUGAAUGGAAAUCGGAACUUCAGGAGUCGUUGGGGCCCAGUCCCUGUUCUCCAUGCCCCGGAGGCCUGGCUAUGGCACCAUGGGGAAGCCCAUCAAGCUGUUGGCCAACUGCUUCCAGGUGGAGAUCCCCAAAAUGGAUGUCUACCUCUAUGAGGUGGACAUCAAACCUGAGAAGUGUCCACGCAGAGUCAACAGAGAGGUGGUGGACUCCAUGGUGCAGCACUUUAAGGUGACCAUUUUCGGGGAUCGCCGGCCAGUCUAUGAUGGAAAGAGAAGUCUCUACACAGCAAACCCACUUCCUGUGGCCCCUGCAGGGGUGGACCUGGAUGUCACGCUGCCAGGAGAAGGAGGCAAAGACAGGCCUUUUAAAGUCACCAUAAAGUUUGUGUCUCUGGUCAGCUGGCACCUGCUGCAUGAGGUGUUGACCGGACGCAGCAUGCCUGAGCCCCUGGAGCUGGACAAGCCUAUCAGCACCAAUCCGGUCCACGCCGUAGAUGUGGUGCUCAGACACCUGCCCUCCAUGAAAUAUACUCCAGUGGGCCGCUCGUUCUUCUCCGCCCCAGAGGGCUAUGACCAUCCCCUGGGAGGAGGAAGAGAAGUCUGGUUCGGCUUCCAUCAGUCCGUUCGCCCUGCCAUGUGGAAGAUGAUGCUUAACAUUGAUGUGUCAGCCACAGCCUUUUACAAAGCACAGCCAGUCAUCCAGUUCAUGUGCGAGGUCCUGGACAUCCACAACAUUGACGAGCAGCCCCGUCCCCUCACCGAUUCUCACAGAGUCAAGUUCACCAAAGAAAUCAAAGGUCUUAAGGUCGAGGUGACGCACUGUGGAACCAUGCGGAGGAAGUACCGAGUGUGUAACGUGACCCGCAGACCUGCCAGCCAUCAAACGUUCCCCUUGCAGUUGGAAAACGGACAAACCGUGGAACGGACCGUUGCUCAGUAUUUUAGAGAAAAGUACAACCUGCAGCUGAAGUACCCUCACCUGCCGUGUCUGCAGGUCGGCCAGGAGCAGAAACACACCUACCUGCCCCUGGAGGUGUGCAACAUCGUAGCGGGGCAGAGAUGCAUCAAGAAACUGACCGAUAAUCAGACGUCCACUAUGAUCAAAGCUACAGCGCGCUCAGCACCAGACCGGCAGGAAGAGAUCAGCAGACUGGUACGCAGUGCCAACUAUGAGGCCGACCCGUUCGUACAGGAGUUCCAGUUCAAAGUACGGGACGAGAUGGCUCACGUGACGGGCCGUGUGUUGCCCGCGCCCAUGCUGCAGUACGGGGGCAGGGUGAGCUCAGAGAACUUUCUGAACCGGACCGUGGCCACACCCAGUCACGGCGUGUGGGACAUGCGAGGAAAGCAGUUUCACACCGGUGUAGAGAUCAAGAUGUGGGCCAUCGCAUGCUUUGCCACACAGAGGCAGUGCCGUGAAGAGAUCCUUAAGGGGUUUACAGAUCAGCUGCGUAAAAUCUCGAAGGAUGCCGGGAUGCCCAUCCAGGGCCAGCCGUGUUUCUGUAAAUACGCCCAGGGAGCCGACAGCGUGGAGCCCAUGUUCAGGCACCUUAAAAACACCUACUCCGGCUUGCAGCUCAUCAUCGUCAUCCUGCCCGGGAAGACGCCUGUCUAUGCGGAGGUGAAGCGUGUAGGAGACACUCUCCUAGGAAUGGCCACUCAGUGCGUACAGGUGAAGAACGUAGUGAAGACGUCACCGCAGACGCUCUCUAACCUCUGCCUGAAGAUCAACGUCAAACUCGGUGGCAUAAACAACAUCCUGGUACCACAUCAAAGGCCAUCAGUGUUCCAGCAGCCUGUGAUCUUCCUGGGUGCAGAUGUCACACACCCUCCUGCUGGAGAUGGGAAAAAACCGUCCAUCGCUGCGGUGGUAGGCAGUAUGGACGCUCACCCCAGUCGGUACUGUGCCACGGUGCGGGUGCAGAGGCCGAGACAGGAAGUGAUUCAGGACUUGGCCUCCAUGGUACGUGAGCUCCUCAUCCAGUUCUACAAGUCGACCCGAUACAAACCCACCCGCAUCAUCUUCUACAGGGACGGUGUGUCCGAGGGCCAGUUUAGACAGGUGCUGUAUUAUGAACUGCUGGCUAUCAGGGAGGCCUGCAUCAGCCUGGAGAAAGAGUACCAGCCUGGCAUCACCUACAUCGUGGUGCAGAAACGCCACCACACCCGCCUGUUCUGUGCCGACCGCAACGAGAGGGUGGGCCGCAGCGGAAACAUUCCUGCUGGUACGACUGUCGACACGGACAUCACACACCCUUACGAGUUCGACUUUUACCUCUGCAGCCAUGCUGGAAUACAGGGCACAAGUCGGCCCUCUCACUACCACGUGCUGUGGGACGACAACUGCUUCACAGCCGACGAGUUCCAGCUGCUCACCUACCAGCUGUGCCACACGUACGUGCGCUGCACACGUUCGGUCUCCAUCCCUGCACCUGCCUACUACGCCCACCUGGUGGCCUUCCGUGCCCGUUAUCACCUGGUGGAUAAAGAGCACGACAGUGCCGAGGGAAGCCACGUCUCGGGUCAGAGUAACGGCCGAGACCCCCAGGCUCUGGCCAAAGCUGUGCAGAUUCACCAUGACACCCUGAGGACCAUGUACUUCGCCUGAGAGCCCUGAUCUAUCCCACUCGCUCGCCCACACACCUCCUCCUACACGCGGACCGGACACUGUGCAGCAGGAAGCGGGGGUGGGGUGUUUGUGGGGGGUCUCGCCAAUCCUGAAUCCGGCCUGAGAAGUGCACACCUGCUUUAAUCCAACACCCAACUCAGCACUGUUAUGCAAUAUAAAACCAGCCAACCACAUUUUAUUUAUUACGGAUUAAGACGACCCUAACACCAAACAAAAGGGAGUCCCCGUCCCCCGUCUUGUCUGCUUGAUUUGUUUACCUCACGGUUGUAACAGCAGCACUUUGACCGCCCGGUGUUUGCAGGACGACAUCCUGGAAAGGUGAACGAAGUUAGGAAAGAGAUCGAGUCCGUCUAACGCGACGAGUGUCAGCUGUUACGAAUUAUACAUUAGGAAUAUCUCAACAAUUCACACACACGCGCUCUGAUUAUAAGUGCCACCCAUUAGGGCCAGAUGCUAUUACAAACAGUUCAUUUUUGAUUUGAUUUGAUUUUAUUCUUCAGGCUUCGUGCCGUGUUAGUCCUCCCAUAUCGGUCCGGAUCACUAAAGCUUUUAUUUACUACGAUUCGAAGUGAUCAUCAUCUUUUUAAUGUUUAUGUGGAUAAAAUUGUAGGGUUUUUUUCCUUUUUGUUUGUUUGGUUUUAUUUUAAUUGCUCCCAGUUUUUAUUUGUGGCAUUCUUUUUUUUUUCUCCCUUUUAUUUCUUUUUUCCCAAGUAGAGGCCGUGUUAAAGGACAGAUUGUGAUAUUCCGGUUUUAGUGCAAUAACCGAUCAGCACCUAUGUAGGGUACAGCUUUUUUUUCUGGAUCACGUAAGAAUGGAAUAAGGUUAAGGAUGUGAGACGAAAGGCGAUGGCAGCCCAGCGCUCCGUAUAUCAAUACAAGAUCGAGGGUUGAACAUUAGAUGGAAGUGUGUAUGUUUUUAUAUAUAAUUUAUAUAUAUAUUUAUAGAUCUCUUUGGUGAGGGUUUCAAAUUCAAGUGCCUGGUUUUUGAAAAGGAAUAUUUUCUAGAAGGGUUUUUCUUUCUUACUUUCUUUCUUUCCCCAUCUCCCCCCUCCCCCCCACUUUUUUUUUUUUUUUAAUAUAAAGAAAACUGUUAAUGCAGUGCAUUGAGAUGCACAAGCUUGCAGUUUCACUGGAGAGUUUUUUUUUUUUUUUCCCGAGGCUUAGAGGUCACAACUUUUUAUUCGAUUGCAGAAAGCCAUGAUCUGUUCUUAACUUUUUUUUUAUGAUAGAAUCACGUUAAUGAAAAUCUUUCACUGAUCAGUAUUGCGUGGCCUUCAGGUCGUCUUCGGAUUCGGCGCGAGUCCUUCAUAGCCGUGUAACUCUCCCAGCUUUUUAUCCUGUGCAGCAGAAACGUCUCGUACCAUCGUCUGCCACUUCUGAUCAGGAUCUAGCUGCUAUUGUACAGGUUCCUUUGACGAGACUGACGGUGUGCUUCAGCUUCAAGGAUGGGAUUGUGGUGAAGCAGCAGACCGUGCGUGUGCUUGUUCACCAGAGGGCCAGUAGAGGGCAGUGUGGGGUUUUUAAUCGCAGACUCUCUUGCUGCUCCUGAAGCACAUCCCGUUUUGUAAGCGAGGGGACAGUAACUGCACUAAUUAAAGCUGAAUCAAGCUUGGUGCUAUACUGUGCAUUGUUUAUGAUGCACACUACAGAGAUUUUGUCGUGAGGGAGGGAACAUAGAGUUUGCAAAUGGUGCUGGCUACAUAUCUUCGUUAGAACAGACGUUUGGGUUGUUUUUAGACGUGCAGAUGUGUGGUACCCAUGAUGCCUAAACCUCAAAUCAGUUCACGUCAUGCUAAAUGGUCCCUGAUGCCAUUUAUCAGUUUUAUUAUUAUUGGAAAAAAUCCACCUCCUUUUCCAAUCCAGAGCUGACUUAUUUAUAACUUUUUUCUGUUUGUUGUUUUUUUUUUUUUUUGUUUCGUUUGUUUUUAAAUUAUUUCAUAGACUAAAAAAAUGUAAUUGUACUGACUUUAUGAUGUUACUAAAUACUAUAGACGGCAGUAACGGUGCAAGAUUAUGUUAUGUAGAGUAAGAAUAUGGUUUUAAGACUGUACUUUGUGUUUGAAGCAUUUUCUGAGCAGAGAUAUUAGUGCAUGUGCUAAAUAUGAGCAUCACAGUGAGCUUGAACGUGUCACCGUCAAAUUAGGUGAUACGGCGUAGUGUCUAAUGUUUGAUACCAAUUCCAUUUCUCAUUUUCAAAACAAUACCAAUAUUCUAGUAUCAGUACCGGGUAACGGGGUCUGCUCAUUGUUCAUCAGAUUCUCUCGCCAGGUUAAACAAAUCAUCCCAAGCAUGUCGAUGUGCUUUAGGACAAUUUUGUCCUGUGUUUAUAUAAAAUAAUCUGUGUUGUAUAUUUCAACACCUCAUGUUCACGGCAUUUAAUUGAAAAAACGUCACCGAAUCCGAUAAUCAGUGGGUUAAAACCUGAUCCAGUGCUGAUAUCAAUGCUGUGAUGACUGUCUUUAAAUAAUGGAACCACUAUCAGAGUUAUUUUGGAUGAUCAUCAGUUUUGUUCCACCUCAAAAAUGUAGAGUAUUUAUAAAAUCCUGUUUUAGGAACGUUCUGGUAGCAGAUGUUAUGAAUAAAGCUGUGUAGCAUGUUGGACCGGAUGGUGCUUAGCGUGUAGCAGUUGUAUUUCACCUCACGAGUAUUCUCAGCGUCGUGUAAUUUGCGUUCAGCACAGCGGCCGACAUUCUGCUAUCCUUUCACGAGGACCGAAGUCGGCUCGACGCGCGAUCUCGAAACCCGCAGGCCUUCCCCUUUUCAGUGUUUCAAUGUAAAGCGUGUGGAGCCAAAAGAGGUUAAAGUCCUUAGAAAGUGCCUUUCCUCAUGACGGUGCUGAAGAAUCCGAAUUUAAGUGACAGAUCAAACAGUUUUCUUUAUCUUACCUUGCACACAUGCAAAAGCAUGCACAAGCCUACAUUCACACAUUUUCCAUCUAAGGAACGAGGCUCACUGAAGUCUCUGUGUGUAUUCGUUUCUAACGAUGAUAAUAUCUGCCAAGUAUAAACAAAACAAAACAAAGGUUUAUGGGUGACUUCUGGGUUUGUUUGGUUUUUGUCAGGACUAUGGGGCAAUUGGUACACAGCCUGACCGAGAGAAAAGCCUAGCACAGCACUUUAAAGACUGCCACCCAAACAGGAAGUGACAACUGACUUGCUUUCUAAUUGUUUGGGGUUUAUGUAUUUUUUUUUAAUCUUUUAAGCAUAUAGGUAUGUGCCAGACAAAAUAUCAUCCGUAUCCCCGACAUCCACUUUAGGAGGAUUUUGUCUUGAUCGGUGGCUUUGAUGGGAAACGUCUGCACUCCGAAGGUCGUGCAGUCUCACUAUUUAAUGCCUGGAACUUAGCCCCGCCCCCGCGGAACAAGACAGCUCGGCAGCUCCGUGUACGGAACUCACGAGGCAUAGGUUUAAGAGUUUACAGUCGACUCCUGAAGCAGCCUAUAAUUCCAUCCUAUCUGAAACAUGCCUGUUAUUACACUUGGCUCCCGCUGGUUUGAGCUCGUUUCCGGUGGUUCCGUCACCGCUCGUGCAAUGCCCUAUAGAAAGUACUUACAGAUAUCAUAUGAGUCUAUUUUAUUACCUUCACUUUCGCCCUGAAGUAUUAGGGUCAAGAAUUAGAGACCCCUCAGGUGCUUGUCGGUCACAUAGGUGCGGCUCCAGGAGGAUAUAUAUAUAUAUUUAUAUAUAUAUAUAUAUAUACGUCUUACAAGAGAUCUCGAAAACACUGCACCUCACUGACCUUGGUAUGCUGCAAAUGUACAACUAAACGAGUUAAACUGCAAACAAACGCUUUGAUUACAGUAUCAGUGCUAGAUUUAAAUGCCUGACAUUUAUCCUUAACUAUUUGAGUAGAUAUAUUUGUAAGAAGUGUUCUUAUUUUGUGUGUGUGUGUGUGCGUGUGUGUCACCUUAACACUUCUUUCUGUUUAUUGAGCCAACUUUUUCAUUUGUUGUCUUAUUUAAUUUUUUUUUUCUUUUAAAAUAUUCAAAAAAAAUAUAUAUGCGAAAUAUUUUAUGGUGUAUUUAUUAAAAGCGUUCUAAACCGCGGCUGGAGUGUCCGCGUAGCAGGCGGCGUUAUGGAGGGGGGGGGGGGGUUGCGAGGAAGGGUGCAGCAAGAGGGCGCCAUAUCCCAAACGAAAGGUCCUCACUUUUCUGUUAGACGAGAGCUCUUCAGAUCCAGCGCUGAAGAGCCGAUUUCUUUUUAAUACCAGGCUCACAAAUUUUCGCCUGGUUUUCCUGAUCAGUGCUGGAACGGGAUCCAAUGUACAGGUUGACAUCUCGGAAAGCCGAAUAUCGUUAGUCGGGUCGAGUCAUAAGUGUGUUGAUAAUCGAUUGUACGAUAUAUCGCAAUCUUAACACUUACAGUAUUAUUGUUGUUGUUGUUAUUAUUGUUAAAAUGAUUGUUAUUAAUCAUCCAGAAGGCUUCCCACAAUUCUGAUAAGUAAAGGUUAUACUUUAUGCUACGGUUAUAAUUUACAAACUUUACAAACGAUUUAGCGCAUGUGUUUAAUCACCGAGGCAUCAUCAGGACUGGAUUAUUUUUAUUACCUUAAGUGGUCUUUAAAGACACUGACACGAGGUUGUGUUCAGGGAUAUUCCAGAAUCUUCAAACCAAAAAAAAUUAAUACCCAUAACUCCAUGUCCUGAAGUUUUAUUCCAGCAGCAAUGCUAGCGUAUCAAAUACAAAAGAACGCGACAUCAUGUUUUCUAGCUAAAGACAUUCGGUCCGUUUCGAAACUUACUUUAUUUUCAUUCGGAAAAAAUUAACGAGGCAGAAACCCGCAGCUUGUCACGUAAUUCGGAAACCAAACCCGUGUCUCGUACGUACGAGUCCUUGCUCACACUGGAGACUCCUUCCUUAGCCCUUUCCUCAUAGAGUUUGCUGCCGAAAUGAAAACGUUGCCGUAGAAACGAUACUCUUAGGGAACAGAAUCAUGGGAGAGCCUUCAUUUUCGAAAUGAGAACAUGUCCCCCAUGCUGUCUUCUGAAUACGACGGACUUCUUCGAGAACCUCGUCCCGGAACAAAAAAGGGCUGAGGAUUUCACACGAUUUGCUCAUUGCGAUAUAUCAUGUUAUCGAUUGUCGGUUACUGACGACCUCGACGCUGUAUCUAGGGGAAAGGAAAAGUUGCUGCUCCUCCUCAAACCCCUCCGAAUGCUGCUUGUUUUCUGUUUAGGGGUCAGAGAACCACACUGACAAAUACAAUAAACAAAGCUGACGUGCUUCAAAUCCAGAGCUGCUAAACUCCAGCUAUAGAAGUUCCCCUGCGUUUGAGGCAGGACGUUCGUAGUCGUUUGCUCGAGUCGAGUUGUCUUUUGUGCCAGAGCCAUUUAAAGGAGAGAGCAGGAAAGUUAAAACGUGUCCCAUUCCACUCGGAUGACAUGAGCCUCAGCCUCAUCUGUUGUCAGAUUUUUAUUUUAUUUUUAUUUGUUUUCAUUUGUUUAUUAAAUGCCUUAGUUUGUAUAGAGAAGUAUGCUAACUCGCAGUUGCGUCUUAUAAACCACUAACUGUGCAAAUCCCCAUGUGUGAAACACGUACUACUCGUCCAGCAUACGGCUCCUCCAGUCCGGCACGAUCGAGACGGUCACGAUCUGACGGCCGCAGCUCGUACCGCCGCCUCGUCAUCACUCGCAGGUCUCGAUUUCGGCCGUUAGUUCAUUUAACGAAGGGGGACAGAAACAUGCAGCUCCGAAGGAGUUCACACACGAAGAGUAACGCACAUGCACAACUGUUCCUGAAUUUGUGGAUUGUUUACAAACAGUUGUUUACUAAGAAAAACCCGUCAAGCUCCAGCAUUCCAAACGACGACUGUAGACUCUGCAUAUUGUCUUGAGUUUUAGCAGAUCAAAAAAAAAAAAAAGUUCCUUUUGAUUUUUCUCUAAACGCAUCAUCUUUGGUGUCUCUCCACGGCACAGGACUCUGAGCUCCACGACACCUUCAAGCAGUAAAGUUUAUCCUUAGAGGAACCAAAGUAUGCACUCUUUUAGCUAAGUGUCCUUCAGGACUGUCCUUCAGCUCGAGGGUCUCAAGGACGUUCUUCACGAAUGUUUCAUGUCCAGGAGCUCCAUGACUCUGUCUCCCUCUCUUUCUUUCUCUCUCUCUAACUCUCUCUCUCUCUCUGUCUCGCUACACCAAGGGGGUCUUUUAUUUUACCUUUAAAAGUAUUUCUUAUGUAUGUUUUGUAACUCUUUCUCUGAUGGCCUUUAGUGUUGCUUUGCCUUAGAUUGAAGUGUAUCUUUCACUACUAAUUGCAAUAAAAAAAGCUUUGCUUUUAA